Messenger RNA from Protopterus annectens (West African lungfish), 2084 nucleotides. RefSeq names its product breast cancer metastasis-suppressor 1-like protein. Gene Ontology annotation, molecular function: histone deacetylase binding. Bases 254 to 994 code for a protein of 246 amino acids. Lineage: Eukaryota; Metazoa; Chordata; Ceratodontiformes; Protopteridae. The transcript has 7 exons. The record is from RefSeq and is a predicted model, not a curated record. Gene Ontology annotation, cellular component: Sin3-type complex. Gene Ontology annotation, biological process: negative regulation of transcription by RNA polymerase II.
UGGGAACACUCAACCGCUACUGGACAGCUGUAGUACUUCCGGUCCACACCGAGCUUCCGGACCUAGUUUUAGCCAAAUCGGGCAAUUUGGAUGUGAAACUAUUAAUCUACUCCAUUGAGGACUGUACAUCAGACUACACCAUUAACAAUAAAUAACGUUUUCUAAAUUUCGCUGUCUUUUUAGGGGUGAUGAUGUUUUAAGGUGGAUUUCCAGUUCCCCGAAAAGUUGGAAAACUGAAUAAUUGGCAGAAGCAAUGCCAGUCCAGCCAAUGCACAAGGAGCCAGAAGAAAUGGAGAUGGAAGCUGAUUCAGCUGCGGAGGUCAAUGGGGAGGAAGAGGACACAGAGGAGGAGCAGAGUGGCAGCCAGUCAGAGAGUGAAGAAGAAAGUUCAGAAAUGGAUGAUGAGGAUUGUGAACGCCGUAGAAUAGAAUGCCUUGAUGAAAUGUCUGACCUGGAAAAGCAAUUCACCGAUUUAAAGGAGAAAUUGUUUAAAGAACGACUCAGCCAAGUAAAAGCAAAAUUAGAGGAAGUAAUAGAAGGAAAAGCAGCCGAGUACCUUGAGCCUCUUGCAGUUCUUCAGAAUAAUAUGAAGAUUCGAACUGAAGUGGCAGAUACAGUGGAAGGAACUUCCCACUCCAAAGAGCAGCCAUCUUUGAAGAAGGCCAAGAAGUCUAGGCUGAAUUCUUCUGCUGUACAGCCUCCACUAGACAUUUCUCCAGAGAAGUUUACUGAAUUUUGUUUUUUUUUAGGUUUAGUUAAAACAGAGAAACACCUAUACUCUGCUAAGUGUGAAGAUGGAAGACUGUACUAUGAAGGGGAAAGUUUCAUUAAAGGUCAAAACAUUAUUCUACAAGUAAAAGAUGAAAUGCCCUCACAAGCCACCAUCACAGCAGUCAGCACAGCAGAAGUCUGGUUAAGAAGAGAAGACGGAAGUAAAACUAAACUUUAUGUGUCACAGCUUCAGAAAGGGAAGUAUACUAUUCGAAAGGUGUAACCUUCACCAUCAAAGACUCCUGUAACAGAAUGUGAGAAAUUUGACAGAGCAAGAUUGAAGCAACAUAAAAGCUACUGUAUACAGCCAUGGGAAGCAGUCUGUGGAAGCGUCAGUAACUCUGUAAGGCACCACAUUGCAUCCUUACUCUUGAGGUUACUUUCCUGGUUCAGAAUAAAGACUUAAUCUUCACUACUGAAUAUGGUAGCUGAAGGCUUGAAGCAAUAAAUUCAUACUAGCAGCUAUUGAAACACUUAUUCCUCUUUAUGCAACUUGCACUAGCAAUAGAUGAAAUUUAUUUUUGUAAAUUUUCAAGUUUAUACACUAUAAGAACUAUUUAAGUGUGUGUUAAUGCUUAUGACAGACUUGGGGUAAUGCUGAAAUUGUUUUUCACUGGUUUCAUAACUAUGCUUUCUGAAAAGGUUGCCUCAUUUGUGUCUUCAGCUGCUGUUAAAGGCACAUUAUGCUUCUUAGAUAAAGUUAGAUGGUGCAUGGCAUCUUUUUUCCAUCAAAUGUAUGGUAUGAUAAUUCAGUAACAAAUACUUUUAUUGCUUAGUUUUUAUGCCAUUGCCAUAACAGGUGGAUUUAAUCUUUUGGCUUGCGUGUGAUUUUUUUUUUUUCUUAAGCAGUGUGUUUGCAUUUAUGAGGUAUUUACAGUAAAAGAUUUGUAGUUAUGCAAUACUGUUCCAAUAUUAAUAUACAACAAUGACGAUUGUAAUUUCCAAGAAGUAGCCUUAUAUUGACUUGCUGUGAUAACAUUAAAAGUUUUGAACAGGGGUUCCAGAAGAAAGCAUAAAAGUGUUAGCAGUCUUUAGAGAAAAUCCAUUUCCACUCAAGAGUUUUAGACUCCGUCGAUGCCAUUUGAAUGGUAAUGGCAUUUCUUUUAUUAGGCACUUUUAAAUGUGGCAUCUCCUUGAAGUUCCAUAUUUAACAACACUGGUUACAUGUUCCAGUAUAGAAAUAUGCCUGCAUCAGAUUUUAGUGAAAAAGUAGUAUUUGUGUAAAUAUUUAUUUUUUUAAACCAAUUAUCAGUUUAGUUUUGAAUUUUAAAUUAUGAGGUAUUUAUAAAUAAAACAAGAUUAUAAAUCUGAAA